Daldinia caldariorum is the source of this 959-nucleotide messenger RNA. RefSeq lists its product as uncharacterized. The transcript has a single exon. NCBI's taxonomy places the organism in Eukaryota, Fungi, Ascomycota, Sordariomycetes, Xylariales, Hypoxylaceae. Bases 230 to 823 code for a protein of 197 amino acids. The record is from RefSeq and is a predicted model, not a curated record.
UCUCCCGUUAUCCUAUGUGCUCGAAUUUGCGCCGCACUCUAUAAUCCGCAACGCAUCCGCUUCUAGAUUCUUAACACCUAGCUAUAAAAGUUCGCUCCGCAACCAGAAAAAGAAAAAGGUGGUUUGUUUCUUAGCUGGUCUCCUAAGAACCUUAACGACCUCGGAGAGCUUCUCACGACCCCAGAAUCCGCACAUCUCGCAGCGUGUCUAAAUCUAAUACACCUUCGCGAUGCUUUUAAGGUGGAACGACGUCCUCCUGAUGGUUAUGGGAUGGCUCCCGGGCGUGUGGGGGCAGAGCUAUUUACCCUUCUACAGAGCCAUAUAUAAUGCCCUCCACCUCAUCAUAAGGACGUACGUACAACUCCUAGUAAGCGGUUUAGAGGAGAAAGCCGAGCCACUUAUAAUCUUCUCCCACCGACUCGCGGAUGUCUACAAAGCGGCUUCUAUCACAUUAGAAGAGCACGUCAGUCGUAUCACGAAAGAACAUACGGUGCCGCUUUCCGCGGUUAUACGAGAACGUGCGCUCCUCGCGCUCCUCGUUUUCCUGCGUAUUAUAGAUAGCGAACUAUACCGGGUCUCGGACUUCGUAGUUGGCAUUCUGGUAAUUCUCCUGAACGGAGGCUUCUGGCUGCUAUGCAUAUAUAUUACGAUGGAAAGGAGGGUUCACAACGAGACAUUGCCGCAACGGCCACCGCUGAGCUGGGCCGCGGAAGAUCAUAUAAGUCAAUAUUUCGAGAACGUGGAACGGACGGGGAUGAGGCCGCGAUGGAGGUAUAUGGCGAAUGGAGAAGUUGUAAGCAUACCGAGCUAUGUUUUCAAUUAAUAAAUUCUUCUAUCCUCGCGCACGCAACGUGAGCACCUUGAGUAAGAAAAGACGGAAAAUGGGGUAUAAGGUAGGUAGUUUAGGUACAGGUAUAUAUGUCAAUGGAUGUCGAAAAAAAAAACAGUUUCCCUGUUUU